UGUGAGCCAUGAGCGCGGCGUGGACGCUGUCCCCCGAGCCGCUGCCGCCGUCGACGGGGCCCCCGGUGGGCGCGGGCCUGGACGCGGAGCAGCGCACGGUGUUCGCCUUCGUGCUCUGCCUGCUCGUGGUGCUCGUGCUGCUGAUGGUGCGCUGCGUGCGCAUCCUGCUCGACCCCUACAGCCGCAUGCCCGCCUCGUCCUGGACCGACCACAAGGAGGCACUGGAGCGCGGGCAGUUCGACUACGCCCUGGUUUGAGGGGUGCGGCGCCGCGGGCGGGCCUCGGCUGGGCCUCUCCCCCAAGACCGACCCGCCCGCGGUGCCGGCUGGCCGGGACUCCGCUCGGGCUCCGCCCCAGAGCCCGGCCGAGGGCAGAGGGCGCCUGGGUCCAGACCCGCCCCGACCCCUCCCGUCUUCCCUCCUACAGGUCCCAGCCCCACUUGGUGCCUUUUCCGCACCCUGUCCCCUCCCCUCAGCUCACCUGCCCGCCCGUCCCCCCAGCCCAGGUGGGAAGAGGCCCCGCGUCCUCCAGGGUGUAGGUGUCAGCUCAUGUUCUGUGCCGACCAGAUCAUGAGCCGUCGCGCCGCCUCCUGGAGUCGGAGCCCCUUGUGCCACCCUCCCCUCCCUGUGAUGGGCCAGUCUCACUCCCAGCCCCACUCCCGCACCCCUCCUGCCUCAGUGCUGGGCGAGGCUGCAGGGCAGGCUCUCGCGGGCCCUCGGAGCAGCCUGCUUGGGACUGAAAAACCUUCCUGAUAAGCUCCAAUGGCUGCUGUGCCCACUUGGCAGGCGCCUUCCCCCCAGCCCAGGCCAGGGAGCCCCCAGACGCUGUCCCCUAGCACCCUCCCCAUGCCUCUCACUCCACCCUGCCUCCUAGCCGCAGGUGAUAAUAAAAGCUA
Molecule: messenger RNA, 895 nt
Organism: Condylura cristata (star-nosed mole)
Lineage: Eukaryota; Metazoa; Chordata; Mammalia; Eulipotyphla; Talpidae
Gene: CTXN1
Product: cortexin 1
Exons: 1
Coding region: 9-257 (82 amino acids)
Source: RefSeq, a predicted model, not a curated record